AGUGGAACAAACCGGGUGGAAUGUAGGCCAGCGACGCGUCUGCGAGACUGUGCACCCGCCCUGCCCUGCCCGUCGUGCGCGGCUCGCGAGCGGUGAAAGCACGGAUAGCCGAAUAUUUGUGCCUCGAGGUGGGUGUUCGUGCAGUGCGCUCAGUCGUCGUCCCUUCGUUCGUGGACGAGAAGAGCCAGCGGUGUGUUGUGUUGCGGUGAGUUGUGAUGCGAGCCGACAAAGUGCGCGUGAGUGGCGACGACUUCGCGCGAAAAGAUGGAGUGUGAGCGUUUCAGUGCGGGAAGUUGCGAAGCCAGCUCCGGCGGCGCCAUACUUUCUUCGAGGUCUCCGCUUCGGCCGUGCGCGCGCCAGCACCAACGAUGACGGCGGUCGGCGGAUUCAGUUUGACGGCUGUCUUCGUGACGGCGGUGGGCCUACUGCUGGGCAGUGUGACGUGCGAAGACACUCACGAGGGCCUGUACAUCGGCAAGAUCAACACGUACGCGCAUCAGGUGUCCGGUCACGUGUACGCCAUCGACGAGUACACGAUCCUCAUCAAGAACUUCUUCUACGACGGCCUGGGUCAGGACGCGUUCUUCUGGGCCGGAUCCAGCGUGCGUCCCAGCAACGUCGGUUUCAUCGUUCCCGAUGAAGAAGGGAAGACGAACAAGCUGCAGCCGUACACGGACAAGGACAUAUACCUGCAGCUUCCCAACCGGCGCAAGAUUACCAGCAUUCGCUGGUUCGCCGUGUGGAACCUGCGGGAGCACGCCAACUACGGCGACAUCUUUUUUCCCGAGGGUUUCGAGCCGCCCUCACCGAGACGGAUAUCGGAGUUCUCCCGGCGCGGCGCCGGCGUCCGUUCCGGCACGGUCGUGAUCGUGGAUUCUAAGACCAUCGAAAUCCCGGACUUUCACUUCAGCGGAAACGUCUCCGACACGUACUUCUGGGUCGGCCUCGGGCCGCAACCGAACAGCGCUGGCCAGAAGGUCCCCGAUGAGAAAGGGUACCUGGAACCGCUCGGCCGCUACGAGGAGAAGACCAUUGAGCUGACACUGCCAGGAAAGAUGACCGUCUUCGACAUCGAUUGGCUGAGCGUGUGGAACACGGAGCUGAACGAGAACUACGGAUCGGUGAUCGUGCCACACGGCCAGGACAUCCCGCCUUCGCAGCUGGGAUCGAUGGAGCACGAAUCUCGCCUGCCCAACUGCGAGCAGCUGCACGCGAUCCUGCAGCUCCGCUGGGAGAUCCAGGGCCGCAGCAUCACGCUCCAGCUCACGGGGCAGAUCGAGGAGGACGAGUACAUCGCGUUCGGCAUCAGCGGCGCUGCCAACUCUUCGAAGAUGGUGGGCGCGGACGUGGCCGUCUGCUACAUCGACGGCCACUACGCCAACGCCGUCGACUACAACAUAUCGGACCGAUUCCCAUGUUCCAACGUGCUGGGCCGCUACCGGGGCGUCUGCCCCGACUUGAAGGUCGAAGGCAAAGAGAGCUACCAGAUCCUGACUUUCACGCGCAAGGACGGGCUCACGAGUUUCGUCUAUCGCCGGACGCUUCUCAACCCGGACGACGACGGGGACCAGAUCUUCAACCCCGACGGUGACACCUACCUUGUCUGGGCCAUCGGCAAGUACAACGAGCACAAGGAACCAUCGUUCCAUCACAUGUUCCCGAGGGGCAACCUGAAGAUCAACUUCGGCAGGAAGGAGGCCGCCGACAACUGCUUCGAGUUCAUCACGGGUCAGAAACGCAAGAAGCCCGAGCCCUGGCCCACGUUCCGCAUCCGGGACAAAGCGGUGGACACAUUCGUCGCCAGAAUCGGGCCGGCCGGUCUGUGGAAGGGCUACAUGGGCAUCACGGGCCGCAGCAGUCCCGGCGAGAGCUGGUACAUGAACGGCGUGCUCGUGCCCGAGAUUCACGUGCAGCGGGGCCACGCGUACACGUUCCGCGUGGAAGGGGGCAACAACCCGCACAACGCGCGCUACUACCACCCGCUGUACAUCACCGACAGCCCCGCCGGCGGUUACGCGAGGCUCACCGAGAAGGAGAGGCAGGGAGUCAAGAUCUACGCCGGCAUCCAGUUCGACCGCAGGGGCCGCCCGCAGCCGAGCGCGGCGGGCCGGCUCUGCGCCUGGCUCUACAACACCUCAGAGGCCCGGCAAGCGGACGAGUUCGCCAGCUUCCCCAAGUUUAGGAACACGUUGCGUUUGCAGUGCGACGACGGUCAACCCGCGGUGCUGUCGUGGAUGCCCAACGACAGCACGCCGGACGUAGUGUACUACCAGAGCUACACGACGCCCAACGUGGGCUGGAAGAUCGUCGUCUUGGACGAGAUAGUCACGGGCAGUGCUGCCGUCUCGUGGAACCGAAUGUCGCCGAGUGGUGCCGUGCUAGCGAUGCUGCUGACAGCGCUGGCGUUCAGCGUGAGCAUGUGCGUUUAUUAAUUAGAUGGGCCGCCGUCUCGUCGGCUGAACGAAGCUUCGGUGGUGAUAUUUAAGAAAUCGUCCAAAGUCCUUAAACGCUUUCCCCGCAAGGGACUCGGAGUUUCAGUUUCGAGGUUUAUUCGGCCCGCGAAAAGAGAUUUAGUGCCGGUUGCAGUUUGUCGCGACCACGACGCGCCAGAUUUGCUAAGGGUACGUCUUGACCUAGUUGGUGGAACGUAGCUGCUAGAAGAAGGGCGCAAUUUGACAUACAUGCACAAACAAGUACAGACGCUCGUGCCGUCUCUACUUCCUGUACAUGGGGCUGUUUGCGCCCGUCUUCUAAUAGUAGAUGUGCUAAGCAACUGAAAAGGAGCACAUGAAAACGCAUGGACACGGUGGGGAAAGUGCUGUGUUGAAACGGCACCGUCGUUGAAGCUGCCAAGCUUUAAUAUCGGGUCUAGUCUCGUGAGAUAGGCGUGGCAAGCGCGCCUUUGCCAAAGCAUCACCCGCGCACGUGAGCUCACAGAAAAAGCCCAAUGUUGAUGUUGGUGAUGAUGCAUGGUGAUGUCCCUCGGGUGCUGCUACUUUUUUUUUUUCUGUAGUCGCGUGAGGCAUACCAUUCUGCAAACAUGCUGUCGACUCAACUAAGUGAGAGAAUGUUGUUCCCAUAUUAGGCGAGGGGAAAGUCUUUUCUCAUCUUCUUUCAAUACUCACUGUCAUGAAUUCUCACAUACACAACGAUAGAGCACGCUUUCGUUACUUGUGCCCAGAUGUUUGCGCAAAAUUAGGUGCUUUCGAAGCUAUGAAGAGGGUUAAUUUUGUCAAAAGGCAUUCGUGUUCUUCUUAGUCUACGACGGUAGCUCAUUAACGUAACAUUGUAUUUGGUACUUUCCGCUAAGUUCUGUACAGGUGUGUCGUCUUUAUUCUUGUGUGUGCAACAUGGCCGCAAUUAUGACAUGACCAAAAUAUUGAAAAUAUGACUACAUAGGGGAUAUGCACUGACGUCACAGAGUUCCUCAUAUGGCAGUACAGCCAGCACGGUGAAAAGCUGCGCGUUAUCUCGGUCCACUUCUCUUUAGCAGCUCAGUGGCGGCUGUGACUACAAGAUGGCGUACGUGACCUCAUGUGAAUGCUCCCCAUAUAAAGGAAGCUUAUCUACCUGGCGUAGUCCCGGUCCUGUCAGUACUUAUGUGAUAACAAAAGAGACAGAUAGAGGAACAACGGGACAUUCGUUGGCAAUGAUCACAUGCUGCAAUGGCUCAGGCAUUAGAAGAGUACAAGUUUUUGCUAAGGCGCAUAAAAGUACGCAAAUGGGAUACAGUAACAAAUAUAAAAGUAAUAAAUAACGCAUGGAAAUACAUUACUAAGGUUACAUUUGCGUACCUAACAGCUAUCACAUUUUCAUAACUUCUUUACACACUUGACCUCUUGGGCCAGGUUCAAAAUAAACGGUAACAUAACCAGAAACACUACGAUGAUAUACGGUUUCAGCUCCACAUCGCGUUUUAAUGCGAAGUGAAACAAAAUGUGCAGCUCUAAAAUAAGGUUAACUUUGCGAGCGUUUGUUCUGCAAAUUGGUAAUUGAAAGCUGCCGAGUCAGAACGAAUUUGUUUACAGAGAAAUAAUGCAAGUUCAGGUCGAAUCAAAUCACUAAGGUGAAGUAUUUUACUCUUCAUUAAAUAAUUCAAACAACGAUCAGCUCGUUGCUUCCCAAAAAUGCCUUUAAUUCCUCGUUUGUGUAAUGCACGCUGUGACGUAAAAUCACUACACAAGAAAGGUAAUACUGUGAACGGAGCUGAAGUGACUGAGGGUCACCGACCAAGCCUGAAGAACUUGAACGGGGAUGUGUAAUACAGCGAGAUGUUAGGCCACGGGGCGAGAAAAUGUUUAUAUUUAUACCAUAGACCUAAAUAUUUCGAGUUGAGUAGACGUAAGGCCGCCACAUGUGCAUUACAAUUGAGACUUUCAUCAACAAGAAAGUCCAAGAAAGUUCUGCGAUGAGGCACACUCGGAUCGCUUUCUUCCUAUCGUAGGUUCGAUGACGUAUGAAUUGUUGUGUUUUUUGGUAGGUACACAAUAUACUUUGUUUUACGGACGUUCCACUCCAGUGUGUUUUGAUGAAUCCACGCAGAUAGCUGCGCGAACAAGACGCUGCAUGCUUUUUCUAAAAUGUGACUGUUCCUUCCUGCGAAACAUGUUUGUGCAAUAUUCACAUUGAAUGGCUUUCUGUGUAAAAUGAAUGUUAAAAGAAUGUUGAGCAUUGGGGGCAAUCCCCUCGCUUAUCAGAGCAAUUAUAUUGUACUGCGCACGUGCUUUCAGAGCGUGAGUUUUAGAAAUAAAAACGAAACUGUGGUAAACAAUAAACCGAGAAAGCGACGCCAGCGUGUGUGGGCAACAUUGUGCCACCGACUCGCCUUAGAGAGGAACUGUUCAAGUGCCGAAUGCUGGAAUUGUUUUUUUAAGGGCGAAACAAAUGCUUUUAUUGACGUUGCGACUUGAACGUAGCUUGACGGCUGCACUGUUAUUUAAGAAAACUUCUAAUAAACAUUCAUGUAUUUUUCUCA
Molecule: messenger RNA, 4975 nt
Organism: Dermacentor silvarum
Lineage: Eukaryota; Metazoa; Arthropoda; Arachnida; Ixodida; Ixodidae
Product: protein Skeletor, isoforms B/C
Exons: 1
Coding region: 369-2432 (687 amino acids)
Source: RefSeq, a predicted model, not a curated record